AUGUCCAGAUAUGUAUGUGGUAGCCAUGAGUUGAAAUCAAAUGCAAGCAUUGUGCCCCCAAAGAACUGGGAGGCUAGGUCGUGGUCUGGAGAUGGUAGACGGCCAUCAGGAGCACUCCACUCACUGUUCUGUGCACUCGAUCGAGCUUGCUCUCCUCUUCCUCUUCCUCAAAGUGUGUGGCUUCCUUGGCCUUGGUGGAGCAUUGCUAGCUCGUACUGUCCAUAG
Molecule: messenger RNA, 225 nt
Organism: Microthlaspi erraticum
Lineage: Eukaryota; Viridiplantae; Streptophyta; Magnoliopsida; Brassicales; Brassicaceae
Source: the annotation of a GenBank genome assembly